Molecule: messenger RNA, 1962 nt
Organism: Rotaria socialis
Lineage: Eukaryota; Metazoa; Rotifera; Eurotatoria; Philodinida; Philodinidae
Source: the annotation of a GenBank genome assembly
AUGAGCUCAAAUUUAGUUGGAUUUGCGAAAGAAUUAAGUCGAACAAAAUCAGGAGAUCUACCAGAGAAAUUUUUGCAACUUGAUAAUAUCUUACAAAGAUCAAAGUCAAUAACAAGUGUUAAACAUGAAAUAAUUUCACUUGAUAUAUUACCCAUUCUAUUACUAACACUAAGACAAGAUUUUACAGCGGUACCAAAUGGAUGGCGUUUAGCUUCAAUUAGUCUCAGUAAAUUAGCUUGUUCAUGCAUGUGUGUUGAAUUAGAUAGAAAUAAUGCUAAAACAAAACAAUGGUCAACUAAAUUUUAUGAUCAAUAUCUUCCACAAGGUAUUGAUAGUUUUAUUUUGCUUACACGACAUAUGCAAGAUCGAUAUACGCAAGAGAAAAAGUCUCAUAUUGGACAAGACUAUUUGAGUUUUAUGAAUACAGUUAUAAGUAAUCUUCUUGAACUAUUGACUUUUCAUGCUAACGAAUAUUCACUAAUUAAGCAAAUUUUGGUUUCUCCAAAAUUCAUGGAGUUAUUUCUUACGGAUGAUGUUUAUCUUUGUUCACUAAUGACUAACAUGUUUGAAGAUGUUAUUCGAAAGAGCGGACGUUUAACAGGUGCAAGUGUAUUUUAUGAACUAUCAAAUAAAUUAAAACAGGAUUAUGUCAAUGAACUUGCUUAUAAAUUAACUGUAUUUGAUAAUAAUGAUGUUGGAAGGGCAGCUGUACGUGCUUUAAUUGCUGUUUGUGAAACUGAUCCAAAUAUUGUUUUUCUAUUAGCCGAUAAAUUCAAAGGUUUGCCUACAAUUUUACAACGAUGGCAUGGCCGAGGUUUUGGAAUGGAUCUACAAGAUUUACUUGCUAUUCUAAAUCGUGGUGUCAAAGGUGGCCAUUAUUCGCGUGAAUAUCAAAGAGAAAAUUAUGCUGCAAGUAAAAUUCAAGCAUUAUGGCGAGGUCAUACUUCUAGAAAACGAAUGGAAAAAGCAAAUCAAGCUAUGAAACAAUUUCAUAAUAGUUUUAGAAAGAGAAAAAGAAGAGAAACUGAAAUAAAAGAGGAACAACGUCAACGAGCCGAAGUUCAAUAUCUAGCAACACGUGAUCAUUAUCGACGGUUACGUCAAUUUAAACUUCAACAAAUACAAGCUAUUCAAUUGUUACCUGCAUCUGAAGUAGAAAAAUAUCUUGAAAUUCAACGUUUACGAAGUGCAACAAAAAUCCAAGCAGUUUUUCGUGGUUAUUUACUACGACGUGUUCUAGCUGAUGGUGGCCAUGAUCGUCUUAUUAUGAAUCGUGCUGCACGUCGUAUUCAACGUUCAUUUCGUCGUUAUCGCCAAAGAAAACAAGCUGAACUUGAUCGACGUCAAAAACGAUUAGAAUAUAUUAAACCGACGAUACUUACGGAAGCUAAACGUGAAGAAUUAAUUGAACAAAUAGAGAAAUGGAGAAGUGAACGAGCACCAAGAGCUAUGUCUGAUGAAGAAUUUCUUGCACUUCAUGGACGUGCACAAGAACAUCUCAAUCGUUAUGUAACUACAAAUCGAGCAUGGCGUAGAAUUGAACAACGGCAACGUUUAUUACUUCACAUGUUGAAUAAUGAUUCAGAAUUUCUUCUUUCAAAUUAUCCAAAAUUGAAAUCUGCCAUGGAACCAAAUAAUCAAACAAUCUUAACAACAAAUCAUCUCGAUCAAGCAGCAACAUAUCUCAAUCAUCCAUCGUCAGCAAUUCGUUAUCGUGCACGAGAAGCACAUAAUGAAGCAUUAAAAUAUGCACGAGCACCAUGGUAUAAAGGUUUACAAAUAGCUAAUACGCAGGAUGAUGACGACGACGACGAUGAAGAUGAAUAUUUUAAUCGUGGUGGUCUUGAUGAUUUUUCUCGUAAUGAUAUUCUUAGUAAUCCAGUUAGAUUUGAGUAUGAAAAACGAAAGUUUCAUCAAUUUACUCCAAAUACAACUACAUCUUCAAUUGAACAUCAUCAAUAG